Messenger RNA from Danio aesculapii, 8429 nucleotides. RefSeq names its product mucin-22-like. The transcript is spliced from 8 exons. The coding region runs from base 39 to 7682 and encodes 2547 amino acids. Lineage: Eukaryota; Metazoa; Chordata; Actinopteri; Cypriniformes; Danionidae. The record is from RefSeq and is a predicted model, not a curated record.
CAACUGUUGAGUCAACCCUUACAAGUAACGCAGAAACAAUGACUUUGACUCCUGAUACAGCAACAACAUCUACAGCUCAAUCCACAACAGCUGCUGGGGCAUCAACAGCAACAACUUCUGAUGCCACAUACACCUUAUUGGAAUCCUCAACUGUGGAGACAACCUCAACAAGUAAUACAGAAACAAUGACUACAGCACCUGAUAAUGCAUCCACAACUGCGUCUGAAAUUACACCAGCUGCUAGAGAAAUAACCACAAUGUACAAUGCUACAUCCAUUACACCAAUAUCCACAGCUGUAGAAAUAACAUCAACAACUAUUGUAGACACAAUGGCUACAGCACCUGAUACAGAAACCACAACUACAGCGCAAUCCUCAACAUUUGCUGUAACAGGAUCAACAACGACUUUGGAUGCCACAUCCACAUCAAUGCUAUCCUCCUCUGUGGUGUCAAAUUCAACAAGUAAUACAGAAACAUCUGAUACAACAACCACAACUGCAGAUCAAACCACAACAGCUGCUGGUACAACAACAAGUGUUGAUGCCACAUCCACCUCACCAGUAUUCUCAACUGUUGAGUCAACCUCUACAAGUAAUAAAGAAACAGUGACUUUAGCACCUGAUACAUCAACCACAGAUGCAGAUCAAACCACAACAACUGCUGGGGCAACAGCAAAUAUCUAUGAUGGCACAUCCACCUCAUCUGUAUCCUCAAAUGUAGAAUCGACCUCAACAUCUGAGACAGACUCAGUAACUACAGCACCUGAUACAGACACAACUACGGCUCAAUCCACAACAACUGCUGGGGCAGCAACAAUAACUUUUGAUUUCGCAUCCACGUCAUCUGUAUCCUCAACUGUGGAGUCCACCUUAACAAGUAAUACAGAAACAAUGACUACAGCACUUGAUUUAGCAACAAGCGCUAUGCCUGAAACCAUAACUGCUGCUGGGGCAACAACAUCUUCUGAUUCCUCAACCACCUCACCCAUAUUCUCAACUGUUGGUUCAACCCUUACAAGUAACGCAGAAACAAUGAGUUUGACUCCUGAUACAGUAACAACAUCUACAGCUCAAUCCACAACAGCUGCUGGGGCAUCAACAGCAACAACUUCUGAUGCCACAUACACCUUAUUGGAAUCCUCAAAUGUGGAGACAACCUCAACAAGUAAUACAGAAACAAUGACUACAGCACCUGAUAAUGCAUCCACAACUGCGUCUGAAAUUACACCACCUGCUAGAGAAAUAACCACAAUGUACAAUGCUACAUCCAUUACACCAAUAUCCACAGCUGUAGAAAUAACAUCAACAACUAUUGUAGACACAAUGGCUACAGCACCUGAUACAGAAACCACAACUACAGCGCAAUCCUCAACAUUUGCUGUAACAGGAUCAACAACGACUUUGGAUGCCACAUCCACAUCAAUGCUAUCCUCCUCUGUGGUGUCAAAUUCAACAAGUAAUACAGAAACAUCUGAUACAACAACCACAACUGCAGAUCAAACCACAACAGCUGCUGGUACAACAACAAGUGUUGAUGCCACAUCCACCUCACCAGUAUUCUCAACUGUUGAGUCAACCUCUACAAGUAAUGAAGAAACAGUGACUUUAGCACCUGAUACAUCAACCACAGAUGCAGCUCAAACCACAACAACUGCUGGGGCAACAGCAAAUAUCUAUGAUGGCACAUCCACCUCAUCUGUAUCCUCAAAUGUAGAAUCGACCUCAACAACUGAGACAGACUCAGUAACUACAGCACCUGAUACAGACACAACUACGGCUCAAUCCACAACAGCUGCUGGGGUACAAACAAUAACCUUUGAUUUCACAUCCACGUCAUUGGUAUCCCCAACUGUGGAGUCCACCUCAACAAGUAAUACAGAAACAAUGACUACAGCACUUGAUUUAGCAACAAGCGCUAUGCCUGAAACCAUAACUGCUGCUGCGGCAACAACAUCUUCUGAUUCCACAACCACCUCACUCAUAUUCUCAACUGUUGAGUCAACCCUUACAAGUAACGCAGAAACAAUGACUUUGACUCCUGAUACAGCAACAACAUCUACAGCUCAAUCCACAACAGCUGCUGGGGCAUCAACAGCAACAACUUCUGAUGCCACAUACACCUUAUUGGAAUCCUCAACUGUGGAGACAACCUCAACAAGUAAUACAGAAACAAUGAUUACAGCACCUGAUAAUGCAUCCACAACUGCAUCUGAAAUUACACCAGCUGCUAGAGAAAUAACCACAAUGUACAAUGCUACAUCCAUUACACCAAUAUCCACAGCUGUAGAAAUAACAUCAACAACUAUUGUAGACACAAUGGCUACAGCACCUGAUACAGAAACCACAACUACAGCGCAAUCCUCAACAUUUGCUGGAACAGGAACAACAACGACUUUGGAUGCCACAUCCACAUCAACGCUAUCCUCCUCUGUGGUGUCAAAUUCAACAAGUAAUACAGAAACAUCUGAUACAACAACCACAACUGCAGAUCAAACCACAACUGCUGCUGGUACAACAACAAGUGUUGAUGCCACAUCCACCUCACCAGUAUUCUCAACUGUUGAGUCAACCUCUACAAGUAAUGAAGAAACAGUGACUUUAGCACCUGAUACAUCAACCACAGAUGCAGCUCAAACCACAACAACUGCUGGGGCAACAGCAAAUAUCUAUGAUGGCACAUCCACCUCAUCUGUAUCCUCAAAUGUAGAAUCGACCUCAACAACUGAGACAGACUCAGUAACUACAGCACCUGAUACAGACACAACUACGGCUCAUUCCACAACAGCUGCUGGGGUACAAACAAUAACCUCUGAUUUCACAUCCACGUCAUCUGUAUCCUCAACUAUGGAGUCCACCUUAACAAGUAAUACAGAAACAAUGACUACAGCACUUGAUUUAGCAACAAGCGCUAUGCCUGAAACCAUAACUGCUGCUGGGGCAACAACAUCUUCUGAUUCCUCAACCACCUCACCCAUAUUCUCAACUGUUGGUUCAACCCUUACAAGUAACGCAGAAACAUUGAGUUUGACUCCUGAUACAGUAACAACAUCUACAGCUCAAUCUACAACAGCUGCAGGGGCAUCAACAGCAACAACUUCUGAUGCCACAUACACCUUAUUGGAAUCCUCAACUGUGGAGACAACCUCAACAAGUAAUACAGAAACAAUGACUACAGCACCUGAUAAUGCAUCCACAACUGCGUCUGAAAUUACACCAGCUGCUAGAGAAAUAACCACAAUGUACAAUGCUACAUCCAUUACAUCUAUAUCCACAGCUGUAGAAAUAUUAUCAACACCUAUUGUAGACACAAUGGCUACAGCACCUGAUACAGAAACCACAACUACAGCACAAUCCUCAACAGUUGCUGGAACAGGAACAACAACGACUUUGGAUGCCACAUCCACAUCAACGCUAUCCUUCACUGUGGUAUCAAAUUCAACAAGUAAUACAGAAACAUCUGAUACAACAACUGCAGAUCAAACCACAACAGCUGCUGAUACAACAACAAGUGUUGAUGCCACAUCCACCUCAUCAGUAUUCUCAACUGUUGAGUCAACCUCUACAAGUAAUGAAGAAACAGUUACUUUAGCACCUGAUACAUCAACCACAGAUGCAGCUCAAACCACAACAACUGCUGGGGCAACAGCAAAUAUCUAUGAUGGCACAUCCACCUCAUCUGUAUCCUCAAAUGUAGAAUCGACCUCAACAACUGAGACAGACUCAGUAACUACAGCACCUGAUACAGACACAACUACGGCUCAAUCCACAACAGCUGCUGGGGUACAAACAAUAACCUUUGAUUUCACAUCCACGUCAUCGGUAUCCUCAACUGUGGAGUCCACCUCAACAAGUAAUACAGAAACAAUGACUACAGCACUUGAUUUAGCAACAAGCGCUAUGCCUGAAACCAUAACUGCUGCUGGGGCAACACCAUCUUCUGAUUCCACAACCACCUCACUCAUAUUCUCAACUGUUGAGUCAACCCUUACAAGUAACGCAGAAACAAUGACUUUGACUCCUGAUACAGCAACAACAUCUACAGCUCAAUCCACAACAGCUGGUGGGGCAUCAACAGCAACAACUUCUGAUGCCACAUACACCUUAUUGGAAUCCUCAACUGUGGAGACAACCUCAACAAGUAAUACAGAAACAAUGACUACAGCACCUGAUAAUGCAACCACAACUGCAUCUAAAAUUACACCAGCUGCUAGAGAAAUAACCACAAUGUACAAUGCUACAUCCAUUACACCAAUAUCCACAGCUGUAGAAUCAACAUCAACAACUAUUGCAGACACAAUGGCUACAGCACCUGAUACAGAAACCACAACUACAGCGCAAUCCUCAAUAUUUGCUGGAACAGGAACAAUGACAUUGGAUGCCACAUUCUCAUCAAUAUUAUCCUCCACUGUGGUGUCAAAUUCAACAAGUAAUAUAGAAACAUCUGAUACAACAACCACAACUGCAGCUCAAUCAUCUACUGCUGCUGGGGCAUCAAGAACAACUUUUGAUGCCACAUACACACCAUUAGUAUCAUCAACUGUGGAGAGAACCUCAACAAAUAAUGCAGAAACAGUGUUUUUGGUACCUGACACAGCAACUACAUCUAGAGCUCAAUUAACAACAGCUGCUGGGGCAGCAACAACAACAGCUUAUGAUGACACAUCCACCUCAUGGCUGUCCUUAACUGUGCAGUCAACCUUAAUAAAUGCUUCAGAAACAAUCACUACACCACCUGAUACAGCAACUAGAACCGCAUCUGAAUCCACAACAGCCACUGGGGUAACAAUGACAUCUUAUGAUGUCGCAUCCACCUCACAAGUUUUCUCAACUUCACGAUCAAAAUCAAGAAUUAAUGCAGACACAAUGACUUUAGGCCCUGAUACAGAAACCACCUCAUUGAUAUCCUCAAAAUCAACCUUAACAACUGAGACAGACUUAGUAACUACAGCACCUGAUACAGAAAAAACAACUACAGAUCAAUCUACAACAACUGCUGGGGCAGCAACAACAAUUUUUGAUUCCAUGUCCACCUCUUCGGUACCCUCAACUGUGGAGACAACAACAAGUAAUGCAGAAACAAUGACUACAGCACUUGAUUUAGCAACAAGAGCUAUGCCUGAAACCAUAACAGUUGCUGGGGCAACAACAUCUUCUAAUCCCACUUUCACCUCAUCUGUAUCUUCAUUUGUGGAGUCAACCUCAACAAGUAAUGCAGAAACAGUGACUACUGCACACGAUAUUGCAACCACAAAUAGCACAACAGCUGCUGGAGUAACAUUAACCUAUAAUACCUUAUCUACAUCAUUAGUAUCCUCAAUUGCGGAUUCAGCUUCAAUAACUAAUGCAGACACAACAACCACAGCACUUGAUACAGCAUAUACAACUAUGGCUGAAACCACAACAACAGCUGAGGCAACAAUAUCAAGAAAUUUGGAUGUUAGCAUAGGAGACAUUCCAGUAACAACUACUGAUGCAACAUUACAAAGUUUGAAUGGACCAACCACAACUUUUCCUGAGGCAAUGUUUGGUGCAAGCACAAGAAAUAUAGAAGCAGCAGACACUCCUAAAUUCUCAACUAUGGAAAGGAAUUCAGCAACUUAUCCAGCCAUCACAACAAUGGUUGAAACAAAACUAGACCUUUCAAAAACAACCACUAGUGCACCAACAACGAUUUUUGAUGCACAAGCCACCUCUUUACCACUUCCAACUGUAGCACAAACAUUAGCUCAUGUAGCAACCACAACUUUGCCUGCCAACACAGCUUUUAGUGCAACCACAACUAAUAUGGACAUUACAACUCUUUCAAAAAUCUCAACUGCUGCACCAAAAACAACAUCUGAUGAAGCAUCCACUAAUACACUUGAAUCUUUUAUAACUAAUCAUACAACAUUUUCAGUUUUGGCAGCCACACCCACUUUUACAGCAUCCUCAACUUCAGACACAACGUCUACAAUUGAUGAACCAACCACCACUAUGCCUGAAACAGUGACAAAUACUAGUGCAGCAGCAGACUUGCUUACCACAACAACUUUUUCUGCAUCCUCAGAUAUCGCACCAAAGUUAACAGAUGCUGCAACUGUUCUUGUAAACACAACAACAACUUUGGAUGCCACAGCUACUUUUUCACCAUCCUCAAAUGUAACUGAAAUGUCAACAACUCUUGCUGCAGCCAUAGCAUUACCAGUAAACACAACUAAUGGUGACACAUCAACAGCAUUGGAUGAUACAACCACCUCUCAAAUAUCCUCAACAGAAGCACCAAGUUCAACCACAGAAAAAGGAACCACAGUUACAACUGAAAACACAACUUACAUUGACGGAACAACAAUAACUUUGAAUGCCACAAUAAAUCCAUCUGUAUUUUCAACAACCAUUAGUGCAACAACUUUGGCUGAAGUAAGCAACCUACCAUCAUCUUUAAAUGAAACAGAAAUGUUGACAACUAAUGCAUCAACUACAACUGUGCCUGAAGCUACAACAUACCUUCAAACAACAACCUCUGAUGAAGCAUUAUCACAUUUUGCUGUGACAACAAGACCUGAAACAUCCUCAUUUCCAACAACAACUAAUUCUGAGAUCACAACAGAAAUUGGUUUAAUAACAAUUUCUUCAACCACACUUAAACCUUCAUCAACGAUUGCUCCACAAUCAACAAAAGAUGUAGCAUCCACUUCAGUCCAACCAACAACAUCUGGUCUUGAAUUAAAUACAAAUUCGUCUAACAUGGAGACAUCUCCAACCUCCGCAGCAUUAACACCAAUGUUGGCAACUGAAUCAGCAACAAUAACUAUGUCUGAAACCACAUCAGCUGCAAAAACGUUGGAUACAAACAAUACAUUGGCUACAAAUCCUCCAACAACUACUAUUGUGGCUGAAACCAUUUUACUUCCUACAACUUCUGCCAUGACAACAACUCCAGUUCCAGUAACUCAAAAUCCAAUAGAAGCACCAACUGUGAUUGGGACAGUGAUUAUUUACAUCCAGCUCAUAUUCAUCACACUGGGCCCUAUACCAAGUGAGAGUACAAUAAUGCAGUUGGUUAACUCUAUGCUGGACUCACGGUUCAGAACCAAACGAGAUGUAGGAGCACAAAGCCUGAACACCCCUGUGAGCAUUGUGAAUGUUACUUAUACAAAAAUUUCUGACAAAUCGUAUGCCCUGAAUUUUGGAUUUGAAAUCGCCAAUGUUUCCAUGUCUGAGAAAAUUGAACUCAGGAAUGACACGUAUGGGUUAAUCCAGGACUCUAUAAAUAAACUGCUGAAUCAAAUCCUAAAUAACCCCACAGCCACUCCAUUUGUGUUCAAAAAUGCCAAUUUCACGGGUAAUUCCACCUCUAUCCAGGCAAAUGUGUAUUAUGUAUUCUCAGAAAGUGACAUCACACAACCCAAUGCCUUUAUUAAUGCCCUUCUUGUGGUUAACAAAGAUGUAGUUACCACACCUCCAGCAACAACCACCAUCUAUUACUCCAUGGUGCUGAACACUACAGUCUCAAGCAACAGCACGAAUGCAGCAUGGGUUGUGGCCAUAAUUGUACCCUGUGCAAUUGCUAUCAUCCUUGUGCCUUGCUGGAUUCUACUUUGUUGUUUGCUCUGUGGUUGCUGUACAUCAAUAAGACGACGAUGGCGCAGAAGAAGAGACUCAUACAGUCUGCAGCAACACACAACCCGAAACAGCCUCUUCUAGACAACUGGAGAAUAAUUUCAAUACAUCAUGACAAAAUUAAUUACACUAUCUUACACUAUCACUAUCUGCUAUCUUUUAAAUUGUUUAUUGCACUAUUUAUUUCUUAUAUCUAUAUUGCUGUACAGACAUGCUCCUAAAUUUUCAUAAAUGUAAUUUAUUUUCAGAAUUGUAUUAUCCAGUGAUAAAAUGUAUUUAAUAAGUAUGUGAGGUUCAACCUCUGUAGAUUUUACAUCCAUUACCCCCUAAUUAAUUUAUUUGACAUUACUCAUUUCAUUUCCUGGGGCUAUAUGGAUUGUGUUUAACUUAUUUACAAUUCGAUUAACUUUACUUCUUUGCAUCUCAAAAAAAGAAGCAUUAUGUGCUUGACACACACACACACACACACACACACACACACACACACACACACACACACACACACAUAUAUAUAUAUAUAUAUAUAUAUAUAUAUAUAUAUAUAUAUAUAUAUAUAUGCGUGUGUGUGUGUGUGUGUAAAAUAGCAGCAAUAUAUGUAUUUUGAUUUUUUUCUGUAAAAUUGCAUAUCUUAACAUUCACUUCUGUUAAUAAUGAUCACUUCUGUAAGUUUGCUAACAGCUGCUAAAUAGAAAUUCUGGAAAAAAGUCAAACAUUUUUAUCUAUUUAACCAGAACAGUUACUAAGUACCAUUUAUGUAUAAUCAAGUGACUAAUGAUAAUCUAAUGCAAAUCUGAUGCAAACUUAAUAAAGUCUUUCAUUGUUGAACAUUGA